Egretta garzetta (little egret) is the source of this 4443-nucleotide messenger RNA. RefSeq names its product slit guidance ligand 2 (gene SLIT2). Gene Ontology annotation, molecular function: heparin binding; calcium ion binding; Roundabout binding. Lineage: Eukaryota; Metazoa; Chordata; Aves; Pelecaniformes; Ardeidae. The record is from RefSeq and is a predicted model, not a curated record. Gene Ontology annotation, biological process: retinal ganglion cell axon guidance; negative regulation of cell growth; negative chemotaxis. Bases 73 to 4443 code for a protein of 1456 amino acids. The transcript has 38 exons.
AAUGGAAAUAACAUCACAAGAAUCACCAAGACCGACUUUGCUGGUCUAAGGCACCUUCGAGUUCUUCAGCUCAUGGAAAACAAGAUUAGUACUAUCGAGAGAGGAGCAUUCCAGGAUUUAAAAGAACUGGAGAGGCUGCGCCUAAACAGAAAUAACCUCCAGUUGCUUUCUGAACUGCUCUUUCUGGGGACGCCGAAGUUAUACAGGCUUGAUCUUAGUGAAAAUCAGAUUCAAGCGAUACCAAGGAAGGCAUUCCGAGGAGCAGUAGACAUAAAAAAUCUGCAACUGGAUUACAACCAGAUCAGCUGUAUUGAAGAUGGGGCGUUCAGGGCUCUGCGCGACCUGGAAGUGCUCACUCUCAACAACAACAACAUCACUCGGCUGUCCGUGGCAAGUUUCAAUCAUAUGCCCAAACUCAGAACAUUUCGUCUUCACUCCAACAACCUCUACUGUGACUGCCACCUGGCCUGGCUGUCCGACUGGCUGCGGCAGCGGCCGCGGGUCGGCCUCUACACCCAGUGCAUGGGACCGUCCCACCUCCGGGGACACAACGUAGCUGAGGUCCAAAAACGGGAGUUUGUCUGCAGUGAUGAGGAAGAAGGUCACCAGUCCUUCAUGGCUCCAUCCUGCAGUGUCUUGCAUUGCCCUGCUGCAUGCACUUGUAGUAACAACAUCGUGGACUGUCGUGGGAAAGGCCUUACUGAGAUCCCAACGAACCUUCCAGAAACCAUUACUGAAAUACGGUUAGAACAAAAUUCAAUCAAGGUCAUACCUCCUGGAGCUUUCUCACCAUAUAAAAAGCUUCGACGAAUUGACCUGAGCAAUAACCAGAUCUCUGAAGCAGCUCCAGAUGCUUUCCAGGGCUUACGUUCACUCAAUUCACUUGUCCUCUAUGGCAAUAAAAUUACAGAACUUCCAAAGGGCCUAUUUGAAGGACUUUUUUCUCUGCAGUUGCUAUUAUUGAAUGCCAACAAGAUCAAUUGUCUGCGAGUCGAUGCUUUUCAAGAUCUGCACAACUUGAAUCUGCUUUCUUUGUAUGACAACAAGCUUCAGACCAUUGCAAAAGGCACCUUCUCACCCCUGCGUGCAAUUCAGACCUUGCAUUUGGCUCAGAACCCAUUUAUCUGUGACUGCCAUCUGAAGUGGCUGGCGGAUUAUCUUCAUACAAACCCCAUUGAGACCAGUGGUGCCCGUUGCACCAGUCCCCGCCGUCUGGCAAACAAAAGGAUCGGCCAGAUCAAAAGCAAGAAAUUCCGCUGCUCAGCUAAAGAACAGUAUUUCAUUCCAGGCACUGAAGAUUACAGAUCCAAAUUAAGUGGAGACUGCUUUGCAGAUUUGGCUUGCCCUGAGAAAUGUCGCUGUGAAGGGACCACAGUGGACUGCUCCAAUCAGAAACUCAACAAAAUUCCUGAUCACAUCCCCCAGUACACAGCAGAGUUGCGACUAAAUAACAAUGAAUUUUCAGUCCUGGAAGCUACUGGAAUAUUUAAGAAACUUCCUCAGCUGCGUAAAAUAAACCUGAGCAAUAACAAGAUUACUGAUAUCGAAGAAGGAGCAUUUGAUGGAGCCUCUGGCGUGAAUGAACUGUUGCUCACUAGCAACCGCUUGGAAAGCGUUCGGCACAAAAUGUUCAAAGGACUAGAAAGUCUCAAAACACUGAUGCUGAGGAGCAACCGUGUGAGCUGUGUGGGAAACGACAGCUUCACAGGCCUGAGCUCAGUCCGCCUGCUCUCGCUGUAUGACAACCAGAUCACCACCGUGGCACCCGGCUCCUUCGAUACCCUGCACUCGCUCUCUACGUUAAACCUCUUGGCCAAUCCCUUCAACUGCAACUGCCAUCUCGCGUGGCUUGGAGACUGGCUAAGGAAGAAACGCAUUGUGACGGGGAACCCUCGCUGCCAAAAACCCUACUUCCUCAAAGAGAUUCCCAUCCAGGAUGUGGCAAUUCAGGAUUUUACAUGCGAUGAUGGAAACGAUGACAAUAGCUGCUCUCCACUGUCCCGCUGUCCUGCAGAAUGUACUUGUCUAGACACAGUAGUUCGCUGCAGUAACAAGGGCCUAAAAGCUUUGCCUAAAGGUAUUCCAAAAGAUGUAACUGAACUUUAUUUGGAUGGAAAUCAGUUUACCCUUGUUCCAAAAGAGCUUUCCAACUACAAGCAUUUAACACUCAUAGAUUUAAGUAACAACAGAAUCAGCACUCUUUCUAAUCAGAGCUUCAGCAACAUGACUCAGCUGCUCACCUUAAUUCUUAGUUACAACCGCCUGAGGUGUAUCCCUGCACGCACUUUUGAUGGGUUGAAAUCACUUAGGCUGUUGUCUUUACAUGGAAAUGAUAUUUCUGUUGUUCCUGAAGGAGCUUUUAAUGAUCUUUCAGCAUUAUCACACCUGGCUAUUGGAGCAAAUCCUCUUUAUUGUGAUUGUAACAUGCAGUGGCUAUCUGACUGGGUAAAAUCAGAAUACAAAGAACCUGGUAUUGCACGUUGUGCUGGACCUGGAGAAAUGGCAGAUAAACUACUUCUAACUACUCCUUCUAAAAAAUUUACUUGCCAAGGGCCUGUGGAUGUUAAUAUUCUUGCUAAGUGUAACCCCUGUUUAUCAAAUCCAUGUAAAAAUGAUGGAACCUGCAACAAUGAUCCAGUUGACUUCUAUAGAUGUACUUGCCCAUAUGGUUUCAAGGGUCAAGACUGUGAUAUUCCCAUUCAUGCUUGCAUUAGUAACCCGUGCCACCAUGGCGGAACUUGUCAUUUGAAGGAAGGAGAAAAAGAUGGUUUCUGGUGCACUUGUGCAGAUGGAUUUGAAGGUGAAAACUGUGAAGUAAACGUUGAUGACUGCGAAGAUAAUGACUGUGAGAAUAAUUCUACUUGCGUGGAUGGAAUUAACAACUAUACUUGCCUUUGUCCACCUGAAUAUACAGCUGCUAAUCUGAAUGAAGUGGAAAAAGGUGAGCUCUGUGAGGAGAAACUAGAUUUCUGUGCUCAGAACCUGAAUCCUUGCCAGCAUGACUCAAAGUGUAUCUUGACACCCAAAGGAUACAAAUGUGAUUGCACACCUGGGUAUGUAGGUGAGCAUUGUGAUAUUGAUUUUGAUGACUGCCAGGACAACAAAUGUAAAAAUGGAGCGCAGUGUACUGAUGCAGUUAAUGGAUAUACAUGUAUUUGCCCAGAGGGAUACAGUGGCUUGUUUUGUGAGUUUUCACCACCAAUGGUUCUACCUCGCACCAGCCCUUGUGAUAAUUAUGAGUGUCAAAAUGGAGCCCAGUGUAUCAUAAAAGAGAGUGAACCAAUCUGUCAGUGUUUAUCAGGCUACCAGGGUGAGAAAUGUGAAAAGCUGAUCAGUAUAAACUUUGUCAACAAAGAAUCCUAUCUACAAAUCCCUUCAGCUAAGAUACGUCCCCAAACCAAUAUCACUCUGCAGAUUGCCACAGAUGAAGACAGUGGGAUCCUGCUCUACAAAGGCGAUAAAGAUCAUAUAGCGGUGGAGCUGUACCGGGGUAGAGUGAGGGUCAGUUAUGACACAGGAUCUUAUCCAGCCUCUGCUAUUUACAGUGUGGAAACUAUUAAUGAUGGCAAUUUCCACAUUGUGGAGCUGCUAGCUAUGGAUCAGAUUCUGUCUUUAUCUAUUGAUGGAGGAAGCCCCAAGAUAAUUACCAAUUUGUCCAAGCAAUCCACUCUGAAUUUUGAUUCCCCGCUGUAUGUAGGAGGCAUGCCUGUGAAAAAUAACAUAGCAGCUUUACGCCAAUCUCCAGGACAGAAUGGCACCAGCUUCCAUGGUUGCAUCCGUAAUCUGUAUAUCAACAGCGAGCUCCAGGACUUCAGAAACGUGCCACUGCAAGUGGGAAUUCUGCCAGGUUGCGAGCCUUGUCAUAAGAAAGUUUGUGUGCAUGGAACAUGCCAUGCUACCAGCCAGUCAGGCUUUUCCUGUGAGUGUGAAGGAGGAUGGACUGGACCCCUCUGUGAUCAACAAACUAAUGACCCGUGUCUUGGAAAUAAAUGUGUGCAUGGUACCUGCUUGCCGAUCAAUGCGUUUUCAUACAGUUGUAAAUGCCUGCAGGGACAUGGGGGAGUCCUCUGUGAUGAAGAGGAAAUGCUGUUUAACCCCUGCCAAUCCAUCAGGUGUAAACAUGGCAAAUGCAGGCUUUCAGGACUUGGGAAACCAUAUUGCGAAUGCAGCAGCGGAUACACGGGGGACAGCUGUGAUAAAGAAAUCUCUUGUCGAGGGGAACGAAUCCGAGAUUACUACCAAAAGCAGCAAGGGUAUGCUGCGUGCCAGACGACCAAGAAGGUAUCGAGACUAGAAUGUAAAGGAGGAUGUUCAACCGGGCAGUGCUGUGGACCACUGAGGAGCAAGAGACGGAAAUACUCUUUUGAAUGCACUGACGGGUCAUCAUUUGUGGACGAGGUUGAAAAAGUGGUGAAGUGUGGCUGUACAAAUUGUCCCUCCUAA